Ceratitis capitata (Mediterranean fruit fly) is the source of this 934-nucleotide messenger RNA. Its product is annotated as probable RNA-binding protein EIF1AD. Gene Ontology annotation, biological process: translational initiation. Gene Ontology annotation, cellular component: nucleus. The record is from RefSeq and is a predicted model, not a curated record. Bases 221 to 778 code for a protein of 185 amino acids. NCBI's taxonomy places the organism in Eukaryota, Metazoa, Arthropoda, Insecta, Diptera, Tephritidae. The transcript is spliced from 2 exons. Gene Ontology annotation, molecular function: translation initiation factor activity; RNA binding.
CAACACCAGACAAAACAGCUGUUUUUAUGUUUCGUGUGGCUAUCCGUAAUUGAAAAUAAAUAAACUUCUCUGGACUAUAAAUUCCAUAGCAAGUCUUUUGCGGCAUUCAUUCGCGACAUUACUUGGUUAUAAAUGCAUUUACAAGCACAAAAGCGCAUAAAGAAUCAAAAUAUAAGGAAAAGAAUCGAGUUGAAAUAUUGAAUACUGAAGCGCUCCAAAAAUGUCUAUCGUAUUACGUCGGAAACAUGUCCUUAAAGAAAUGAUGGAAGAUGAUUUUGAAUCACCCACAAAGGAUCAACAAAUUGUACGUAUACUUGGCAGUCGUGGUAAUAAUUUGCACGAAGUUGAAACUGCCACCGCUGAAAGAUUCCUUGUAUCAAUGCCAAAUAAAUUCCGCAGGAAUAUUUGGGUUAAACGCGGUAAUUAUGUGGUGGUCGAGAACAUUGAAGAAGGUGUUAAAGUGAGGGGGGAAAUAUGUAAGAUCCUCACACCGGAGCAUGUUAAGGAAUACACCAAAGCUGGAGUGUGGCCAAAAGAGUUUGGCAACGAUCACGAACAGAUUGACAUGGAUAGCGAUGAGAACGGUGAUGAUCUCUUGAUGAGAAAUCCGAACAGACCAACCCAUGAAGAUGAUGAAGAUGGCAGUUGUACAGAUGAAGAUGAUGAUGAUAGUAGUACUGAUGAUGAUGGUGAUGAUGAUAGUUGUGCAGAUCAAGAUGAUGAUGAUAGUUCAGAAAAAUCGUGCGAUGAGGAAAAGAAAGAAGUAAUUCAACAUUGAGAAAAAUUAUUAUUUGAACUUGCUGUUGCAUUACCGCAUUUAAGUGACCUAUCAAAAAUUCAUUUCAUUUGGAGCAACAAAUUUAUGUAUGCAUUUAUAAAUAUUGUUGUUAAUUUUCCAGCGAAUAAACACUCAAUAUUAUUUAACCCACUUUAA